GGGACCGGUAGCUGGACCGACCCGCUGUACCUACUUACUUACAGCAAGUGCUAGGUGGGGCGCAUUAGGAAUCUGGGACUCACUCAGAUGCUGUAGCAUGUAUCGGUACUUCGGUUAACGCCAUAGACUCGGGCUAAAUCAUGUAAUGGAUACCUCAAGGCUACCGGGUAGCGUAGAGUAACCCAAGGCACGGCUCUAUCAGCUACCUAACAUCUCAUCAUCCCAUCAUAUCAUCAUUAUCUUCUACUUCAGCAACAGCCUCUCUCAUGAAACGGCCUGGUGAGAGAAUGGUUGCCUGUUUGCACAAAUCCUACGUGUAAACUAGUGGCACAUAUCACGGCCACGGCCAUGUCUGUUGAGAUCUGGCCUCCUAUUGCGCCAGAACAGCUUAAAUUCGAGGAAGAUGCUACACAGGCCCGCGAGUUGACAUGGCUGCUCGGCUCGUUUCAUGGCACCCUCCUGUCUCUGAAGCAUGGCCUGGAAGAAUGCUACGCACUUCUCGCUCCCAUCGACCCAGGGAGCACGCUCGUGCUCAGCACACCGCGAGCCGAGCUGGUGAAGGGCCACGUGACUAGAGUCGGCCCCCGGAUAGUCAAGGGGACAAUACAUACCAAGCUACGGACGACUGCUCCCAUGACCAUCUCCAUCAACCCGGCUCAUCCCAUUCAUCUGGCGCCUCUGGUGACGCUGAACGCGCUACUGACGCAGGCCGUGGAUCUAGCGUCUCUAUGCUUGACCGAGGGAGAACGAAAGAGGCAGACUGACUGCCAGGGCGCAGCGGUAUUUCUCUCUUCGCAAUUACGCCUUCUAGCCCAGGGUAUCGACGAGGCCGCCGCGAUUCUCAAGGGAUCACCAACAAAUAUCACCGAGUUCAAACGCCAGCAACGACCUGCUACGGCGAAUACGAGUAGGCCUGGCACAGCUGUUAUGGAGGCCAGCGUAGUCGGUACCAGCAGCAGCAUCAACGAGAGUGGCUGGACGCAGUACUCAGCCGCCUCGAAAUCCUUCAACCCUCCAUUGAGCCAGGCGCUUUCUUUCCAUGUGACUAUACAAGACGCGUGCCUGGUGCUCCAUCUCCGUGCUCUCGAGCCCGCCGAUGCGCCCGUGAACCUAGGCAUAAAGCUAGCGCUAGCGAUCGGGACUGCGCGGCGUCUAGAGCACGACGAAGCGGAGAAGGUAUUCACCUACCUGUAUCAUGAGUCAGAUACCUCCAUCGCGCAACCCGGGCUCGGCCAAAACCAAUCAUAUCCAACGCGGGGAUCGCGCAGCACGACUGGCAAGAGCGCAGGCGUAAGUAGUGAAGGCGGCGAGGUGAAAGAAGUUUAUGUUCGCGAAAAGGUUCGCGUCGAGAGCGCGGAUCCAAGCUUGUUGUCCAUGUCGACGAAGCUGACUGCGCUCUCGAAUACACUGGGUCUGGCUAGGCGGAAUCUGGCUGCUGUAAUGGGCGAAGAGUUUGAAGAGUAAACUGUGCCUGUCUAGGCGGUGGUGAAACACGCAAACGGCGACUCUAGUUCAAUUUGAGGGUUGAGACUAUUGACCAUUUCAACCAACCACGAUAUACUUGCAAUCCGUAAUCCUCU
Molecule: messenger RNA, 1580 nt
Organism: Xylaria bambusicola
Lineage: Eukaryota; Fungi; Ascomycota; Sordariomycetes; Xylariales; Xylariaceae
Product: RAVE subunit 2/Rogdi
Exons: 2
Coding region: 349-1464 (371 amino acids)
Cellular component (GO): RAVE complex
Source: RefSeq, a predicted model, not a curated record